AGCUCACAUCAUGCAAGUCUCACUGCACAACACCGUGAAGACGUACAACCUCACCGCCGGCAAGUCCCUGCCGGAAUGGCUGAGUGAGCGACGUAAAAACAAGAAGGCGGUGGCCGGUCAGGAAGGCCGCGUGGAGCUGCUGCACGACCUCGAGUUUCCGCACUGCGCGCGCUGCAUCUUCCGCUGCGCCAACGGCACCCACCUCUUCGCGGCGGGCGACUACCCCUACCGCCUGAAGUGCUUUGACGUGAACGACUUGAGUAUGAAGUUCAGCUUUAAUGCAGAUAUGAACAUCUUGUCCGGCGUGUGCCUCUCGCCGGACUACCGGAAAUUCGCGCUGCGCGGAGAAGGCCGGCAGAUUACCGUCCACCACACCUCGUCCAUUGUGGAUCGCGUGCGAGUGCCUCACCUCCAGCGCUCCCUCGCCUACAACCCUUUUCAAGCGGAGCUGCUGUCGAGCGGCGUGUCGGCGGAGAUCUACCGGGUGAACCUCGAAACAGGCGCCUUUGUGGAGAGCUACCACACGAGCAGCGACACGGGCGUCAACCACGUAGAGGUGUUUGGCCGGCACGGUCCCAUCAGCGGCGUCGUCCUCACGGCAGGCAGCGACGGUGCGAUUGAGGCGUGGGACAGUCGUGCCGGGACGGCCGUGGCGCGCGUGCAGGUCGCCGGCGGCAGCAGCAGUGGUGUGGAGGCGCGCUGCGAGGUACGUCACAUCGCGACGGAAGACAACGGUGGUCUGCUCUUCACCUGCGGCUUGGAGAGCGGCGAGGUGCUGCUCUACGAUGUGCGCCUGCAGAAGCCGCUGCUCGUGAAGGAUCACAUGAACAGCCUGCCCAUCGUGAAGACGUACUUCUUCAACGGCAAGAGCACCGCCACGGGCGAGGCCAGCUUCAUUCUCUCGGCCGACACGCGCUCGCUGAAGGUGUGGAAUAAGCACGACGGCAGCAACUUCACCACCAUCGACGCGCCGGCCGACAUCACCGACUUCACGCUCUUGAAGGGUCAGCACAAUAUGGUGCCGCCGUACGAGUGUGAUGACAGUGGUGUGGUGGCGAUUUGCUGCGACGUACCGCGGGUGCAAGUGCACUUCAUUCCACAGCUCGGCGCAGCUCCGCGCUGGGCCUCCUUCUUGGAGGUGAUGACGGAGGAGCUGGAGGAGAAGGAGUCAACGACGGUGUACGAUGACUACACGUUUAUUCCAAAAGAAGAAAUGGACGCCCUCGGGAUCGCGGCGGAGGACCUGGCGGGCGGCAAGGUGCGUCCGGUGAUGCACGGCGCCUUUAUCGAGAACGGCCUGUACCGCGAGCUGCACGCUGUGGUGGACCCGUCCGGGUUUAACAGCUACGUCGCGGCGAAGGCGAAGGAGCGGCAGUCGAAGCGGUGGUCAGACCGCAUUAGUCGCUUCCACCGACCCACCGCGGCGGAGGAGGAACUGGAGGACGACGCGGCGGUGGUGGCGCCCUCGGCACUGGCCGCGGCGAAGGCGGACCCCCGGUUUGCGCGCGCCUUCGACGCAACGACGGGACGUGCGGCCGCGUCUUUUGCCCUCGACCGGCGCAACCCCGAGUACGCGAAGCUGCUGCAGACCAUCGAUGAGCGCCGUGCGAAGGCGUCGGCGCGGCGGGAGCGGUAUGAGUCGGACAUGUUUGCCGUGGUGCCCGACACGGAUGGCGCGGAAGAUGGCGAUCAGCAGCAGAGGGGAGAUAAUAAGCCCUCAACGGCCGGUGCCAGCCGCGACGAGGAUGAUGCGGAUGAAGAUGCGCGUCAUCACCUGCGCGGGGUGCAGAGCAGUGGCAAGUUUAAGCGCCGCACACCGCAACAGCAGCAGCAGCAGCACGCCAAGUCAUCCGAGCGGGACGGCGGCAAAUCGGUUGCCACGCAUGGCGGUUCGGGCAAGCAGGUGACAAUGUUUGAGGUUGCGGAGAAGAACGCGGAAAUCUUUAUGCGCAACGAUAAGCAGGUGCACGCCACCCGUAAAAGGUCGCGUGCGGAGAAACUGUCCUUGGGGGAUCGCUUGAAGCGAGCGGCGGCCUCUCCGUAA
Messenger RNA from Leptomonas pyrrhocoris, 2044 nucleotides. RefSeq lists its product as hypothetical. Gene Ontology annotation, molecular function: protein binding. Gene Ontology annotation, biological process: maturation of SSU-rRNA from tricistronic rRNA transcript (SSU-rRNA, 5.8S rRNA, LSU-rRNA). The transcript has a single exon. Lineage: Eukaryota; Euglenozoa; Kinetoplastea; Trypanosomatida; Trypanosomatidae. The coding region runs from base 11 to 2044 and encodes 677 amino acids. The record is from RefSeq and is a predicted model, not a curated record. Gene Ontology annotation, cellular component: 90S preribosome; small-subunit processome; nucleolus.